Molecule: messenger RNA, 1554 nt
Organism: Scleropages formosus (Asian bonytongue)
Lineage: Eukaryota; Metazoa; Chordata; Actinopteri; Osteoglossiformes; Osteoglossidae
Gene: tatdn3l
Product: putative deoxyribonuclease TATDN3
Exons: 10
Coding region: 202-1011 (269 amino acids)
Molecular function (GO): hydrolase activity, acting on ester bonds
Source: RefSeq, a predicted model, not a curated record
CAGUUCGCGGAGGGAAAUGGCAGUUGUGUGUGGUUGUUUUUUCAACGUAGAGAGAGCAAAGUAAUAUUAAAACAAAACCAGAUUGAUGGGGUUUAAAGUGCCAUAUAUUAGGUACAAAAUCAGUACAAGGAGGUCUAUACACAUCUAUCUUUGGGAUACAUUAUCUUAAUUCAAACUGAAUUAUCUUCUUGAACGUACAUCAUGAUGAAGGGCUUCAUUGACUGUCACUGUCAUAUCUCUGCAGCAGAAUUUGACAGCGACCUCGAAGACGUCAUACAGAAAUCUAAAAAGAUUGGGCUGAAAGCCAUAGUGGCUGUGGCUGAGGACGCCGGGGAGUUUGACAAGAUCAUACAGAUCUGCGAAAGGUUCCCAGGCUUUGUGUUUCCUUGCCUUGGCGUCCAUCCUGUCCAGGGUUCACCCCCACAGCAGGAGAGAGGAGCCACGCUUCAGGAUCUGGAUGCUGCUUUACCCCUGAUAGAGAAAUACAAAGAUCACCUUGUUGCUAUUGGAGAGGUGGGUCUGGAUUUCACACCUCGUAUUGUCAACACUGACAAGGGAAAGGAAGAGCAGCGACAGGUGCUUAUUCAGCAGGCUGGCAUAGCAAAACGCCUGGACUUACCGUUGAAUGUCCACUCAAGGUCAGCUGGAAGACCCACUAUUCAGCUUCUGAAAGAGCAAGGGGUGCAAAAGGCCCUUCUUCAUGCUUUUGAUGGAAAACCUUCAGUGGCAAUGGAGGGUGUGAAGGCUGGUUAUUUCUUUUCCAUCCCACCUUCAAUAAUAAGAAGUGAACAGAAGCAGAAGCUGGUGCAGCAGCUGCCUCUAGAGAAUAUUUGUCUUGAGACGGACUCACCAGCCCUGGGUCCAGAGAAGCAGGUGAGAAAUGAGCCUCAGAACAUUACCAUCGCUGCAGAGUACAUCGCCAAGGUCAAAGGGGUUCCCCUGGAGACAGUGAUGGAGACAACUACGCAGAAUGCCCUUAAGCUAUUCCCUCGGCUGAAAUUGUUGCUUUGAACACCAGAGUAUAGAUUGUGGUUUAAUUAUUGUUAUGUUUUAAACAUUAUUUUCUGUAUGAAAAUAAAAUGUUGAAAUAUUGAUUCUUCUCAGACAGUUUUUUUUUUUUUUUUUUUAAAUCUGCGAAGAGUUUGUCAUAAGAAGCCACAAGAUUAAUUUACUAACGCAUGUGAAGAAACUGUUUCUGUUGUUAUUUGCAUAUGGAAAAGACUAGCAAUGUGGAGGAGAAAGCUAAAACAGUCGCUCGGCUGCUAAUUAUGAAAACAUAAUGUGUAUUCCUUGUAUGUGGUAGCAAAGACGUCUAAGUAAUAAAAAAAAAACAUAUUUAUAUUUGCAGUUUUACAUUUAGGGGACAGUUCUCCAAGGUGUUAUACAACUCAUGUAAAACAAUGGAUUAUUUCCGUUUUCAUCGUACCAACAUUAUUAUUUUGAUGUAUUUCAAAUGUAAACAUGCUUUUCACAAUGUGUAAGUUUGCACAGUUGCUGUUGAUGCAUAUCACUGAAUCAGCUUUGGUAUGGUGCUAUUAAAAUAUUUGUUUUACU